Messenger RNA from Thamnophis elegans (Western terrestrial garter snake), 2004 nucleotides. RefSeq names its product dihydrouridine synthase 2 (gene DUS2). Gene Ontology annotation, molecular function: flavin adenine dinucleotide binding; tRNA binding; tRNA dihydrouridine synthase activity. The transcript is spliced from 16 exons. Gene Ontology annotation, cellular component: cytoplasm. Gene Ontology annotation, biological process: tRNA dihydrouridine synthesis. The record is from RefSeq and is a predicted model, not a curated record. Bases 209 to 1681 code for a protein of 490 amino acids. Lineage: Eukaryota; Metazoa; Chordata; Lepidosauria; Squamata; Natricidae.
UGCGGGAGCGGCAGUUCUGGCCCGAGCGAUGGGAACCGGCUUCUGGUGAGUUGAGGUGGGAGCCGCUUCCGGGCCCACCCGUCCCAUGCAGGAGGGAAGGGCUCGAGCUCCCCCGGGACAGCUGAGCCCAGUAGAACCCCUGCAACGCUUCCGGCCCAGGGUACUUGUCUGAGAUGUUUCCUUUUUUUCAGCUGAUUCCAAAGACAUCAUGCCAAUGAACCGCAGAGCCCUCAGUUUCGCGAAUAAAACAAUACUGGCUCCAAUGGUGAGGGUUGGGACCCUGCCGAUGAGACUCCUGGCUUUGGAUUAUGGUGCUGACAUUGUAUAUUGUGAGGAGCUGAUUGACAUAAAGAUGCUUCAGUGCAAAAGAGUUGUAAAUGAAAUCCUUGGCACUGUGGACUUUGUUGCCCCCAAUGAGAGAGUGGUAUUCAGGACAUGUGAAAGAGAAAAAGACCAUGUUGUCUUUCAAAUGGGCACAGCUGAUGCUGAGAGAGCCUUGGCGGUAGCCAAACUUGUAGAGGAUGAUGUUGCUGGCAUCGAUGUCAACAUGGGAUGCCCCAAAGAGUAUUCCACAAAGGGAGGAAUGGGAGCAGCACUCUUGUCUGAUCCGGACAGAAUAGAAUCGAUUCUGACUACGCUCGUCAAUGGAGUUUCUAAGCCAGUCACUUGCAAAAUCCGAAUUUUGUCAUCGGAAGAAGAAACACUAAGGUUGGUGAAGAGGAUAGAGCAGGCUGGAGUUACUGCAAUUGCCGUUCAUGGAAGGAAGAAAGAAGAGAGGCCUCAGCACCCUGUCCACUGCGAGGUCAUCCAAGCCAUCUCCAAGGCAGUUUCUAUCCCAGUCAUAGCCAACGGAGGAUCUCAUGAUUUCGUCAAAGCAUAUUCUGACCUUCAGAUCUUCCGGGAGGCAACCGCGGCAUCUUCCGUGAUGGUGGCCCGGGCCGCCAUGUGGAACCCCUCGAUCUUCAGGAAGGAAGGACCUUUGCCCCUGAAGGAUGUCAUGCAGGAAUAUAUCAAAUACGCAGUGAGAUACGAUAAUCAUUAUACCAAUACUAAGUAUUGCUUGUGCCAGAUGUUAAGGGAGCAAUUAGAAAAUGCACAAGGAAAGAAGUUGCACGCUGCACAGUCUUUACAGGAAAUCUGUGAAGUUUUCGAGAUGAGUAGUUUCUUCCAAGAAGCAUCUGAUUUGCUAGAGAAGAAAAAAGUUUUGCUACAAGUCAAGAGCCCAAAUAAUAAUGAUGAUCACAAUGAAGACACAGGUGUCAUCAAAAUGGCAGUUAAGUUUGAUAAACGAGAGUAUCCCCCACAAAUUACCCCCAAAAUGUACCUUCUGGAAUGGUGCCGGAAAGAGAAGCUGCCUCAACCUGCUUAUGAAACAAUCGAAAGACCGCAGGAUCGACUGUUCUGUUCCGUUGUGACAGUUGCUGGGCAAAAAUACAGCUCAACAUUAUGGGAAAAAUCCAAGAAACUAGCAGAGCAAGCGGCAGCUAUCGCCUGUUUAAGAACUCUGGGCCUCCCCGAAGGCAAACACCACGAGAACGCCAAUCACGCCUUGCUUAACAAGCGCAAGAGGCAAGACCGGAAACUUUCGGACUGUAAUGAAGACAGAGAAAGCUUUGUGGUUGACGCCGUUUGCAAAAAAACUCAUUUUCUUCCCAAAGAAUCCCUUUGCCACAGUUCCUAAUCACCCCACUACCCUCCCUGGCAUUUUACAACUAUGCAGCUCUCCGGUUUGGUCCAAAUUCUCUGCCCUUUAUUUUUCUUGGAGGCCAUCAGAUGGAACAGCUAAAUUUGAAUUUUGAUCCAUAUACCUUGAGAUAGGCAGGGAAUCUCAUACCGUUUUUUGUUUUUUUUGCACUUUUAAUUGGGGCAAUUAAUCCUCUUGCGCCAGGGGCCCCACCCUUUUCCAUCUCCAGGAGUCACAGAGCAGGCAUUCCUCAAAUUCAUUAUUUCAGUUGUCGCCCUCUCGACAGAUCAUUAAACCUUGCAAGAUAUCGGCUCUCUUCA